This is a messenger RNA of Nematostella vectensis (starlet sea anemone), 12344 nucleotides long. RefSeq names its product dynein axonemal heavy chain 12. The transcript is spliced from 84 exons. Gene Ontology annotation, molecular function: ATP binding; dynein light intermediate chain binding; minus-end-directed microtubule motor activity. Gene Ontology annotation, cellular component: dynein complex. The coding region runs from base 190 to 12075 and encodes 3961 amino acids. Gene Ontology annotation, biological process: microtubule-based movement. The record is from RefSeq and is a predicted model, not a curated record. Lineage: Eukaryota; Metazoa; Cnidaria; Anthozoa; Actiniaria; Edwardsiidae.
ACUAUAGCAACAAAAGAGCGGCCAUAUUGGAUCAGUGGAUGUUACAAAACAAUCACUGAGAAAGAAACCCCAAAACAGCAAAACAUGGGUAAAACAUACCGUUAACAGUAAAUUUUCUCAAUUUGCAGUAGUUUUCACGUUUUGUGAAAACCUUUAAAUUGUUGAAAAGAGUCAUUAACUUGCAUUAAGAUGUCGGUUGAUAAAGACAGAAGGCUUAUAUCAACGUCAGCAGGGCGGGUGACCAAACUUCCACCAAUCGGUGCCCCCACAUCAUCUGGUAGCAAUAAACUGGAAAAUAGCUACCUACGUGCCUACAGACGAAGUGACCAGAUGCAAGGACUACUAGCAAACAUACUAUAUGAUAAAGCUGAGAAGUCUCUAGAUGACACUGUUGAAGGUCUGAAGAGACGGCCGAUCUCUGCUGGAGAGCCAGAAAUUCCUCCACAGAUGAUGAGUAGAGAGAGGAAGAUCAGGUUAAACUACCAGUUUAUGAAGAAGUGUGUUCAGGAGGGGCCAGUGACGCCGAUGGCUCAAGAACAGUGGGAUACCAUUUUGACAAUGAUCCCAGCCAGGUUGGUACAGUCACCACAGCUUCAGCCCUACAUCAGAGAGCUCUAUGCUGAGGUUAAGCAAGAGUAUGAAGCAAGCAUCAAGAAAUCUAUGGUGCAACACAUCUUGGUGAAGCCCAAAGUGAAGGGUGUUGAAGGCGACGAAGAUCUCCCCGAAGAAAUAGUUGGACUAGAUUUUUCCAGCCCUUGGCGUGAGAGCUUUAAUGCUGCUCGAGAAUCUCUGGGAUUCAACCUGCAUAUCCUUCAUCCCUCGAUGCAGACAAUUCUCAAUAUUUGUCAGAGCAAGAACUAUGCAACCAUGCUUAUCACUGAUCAGUCAAACCUAAGGUCUCAUGGGCCUGUCGAAUGUGAACACUUGAAGAACAAUGUGACACUGGACUGCGAAAAGACAGAGGAAAAGCUAAUGCACAGCUGGUUUCCAGAGAUUGUAAAUGUCUUCAUUGAUAAAAACAUGCUGAAGCAUAUCAAUGCAGCUCAGACUGACUCCUUUUACAGCAGUGUGUCAACCUUAAUCUCUAAUCAGCUCAAAAAUAUCAUCACAAGAACAAUUGAGGCAUGGGAAAGUCUGUUUAAAGAGAGCAACAGGAAUAAGCUUCCUAUGUUCAAGAUGGAAUUGAUUUUGGAUGAUGAUGAUAACAUGCAGUUCUAUCCCGCACUGGGCGAUGUGGAGGAUGCAGUCUUACAUGUAGUUGACACAGUUGCUGGAACAAUGCAGAAUGUGCCAACUGUUCAGUCCUGGUUGGCGGGAGGAAACACCCUCAACUCUGUAGAUGUUGCAGUAGAUGAUGCUGUUCUUCAGAGAUGUAAAAAGUUCCUGGUACAAGCUGUGAAGGAGAAUCUGGAGCAGCCUAUUGAAUACCUUCACUCUUUUGAUAAAUACAGUAAUCUGGUGUCUGGUGAUGCCACCAGAGAGACCCAGCAGUUCAUGGAUGGAGAGCAUUCAUUUGAGGAAUACACUCAGGAGAUUGAUCGCUUCCGUGCCCUUGCACGUGAGAUCAACAGUCUUCCAAAUGUGGCAUACUUUGAUAUGGUUCAACUUGACUGUGAUGACUUGAAGAGGGGGCUUGCUAACAAGGCCAAUAAGUUUGCAGACCAGCUGUUGAAUAAACUGGCUGAAGAGCAUCGCUCAGAGAAUCAGAGGAUCAUCUCAGAAUUUGAGUCAAUCAAGGAGAAGGCUUUAACGAAGCCAGAAGAUACAAAAGAGAUGAUAGAUCUUCAGAAGUUUAUUGAGGAAGCGAAAAGCAAGGGACUCAUCAAGCUUAACAAAGAUAUUAAGGAGUCAUUUGAAAGGCUUUCCUAUCUUCUGGAUGUCUUUACUUUCACAUCAGCUGACAUGGAGGUGAACUCUGUUGUACUGAACUGGCCCAAGAAAAUCGAUCCUAUCUUUGACCAGAAUGAUGAGAUUGUUGCUGCAUCACAGAAGUCAAACGAAAGUGCUCUGUUGGAGAAGCGUGAGAAAGUGAUGCUGGAACUUGACAAACUGAAGCGGCGCAUAGAGGAGUUCAGAGAAUGUGGUGAUCUCGAUAUGAUGGUACAGUACGUGAAAGAUGUAGGUUCAGUCCAGAAGAAGCUUGGCGAGUGCACUGAAACCAUUGGAUAUAUCAACGAGGAAGAAGACUUGUUCAAGUGGGAGCGGACUGAGUACCCUGAGGUCGAGUCCAUCACCAAGGCCAUCGAGCCCUAUCAGAAACUCUUCACCACUGUCAUGAAAUGGCAGAGAGCUGAGAAGAAGUGUAUGGAUGGAGCCUUCCUUGAACUCAAUGCGGAGGCGAUAGAGGCCGAGGUUGAAGAGUUUGGUCGCGAGAUGUACAAGAACAACAAGUACUUCCAGAUGAUCCGCAAAGAGAGGGAGAAAGAAAAGAAGGCAAGCCGACGCGUCAAAGAUACCAAGAAGGAAGAAGAGACAGAGGAAGAGUUAGCAGCCAUCAAGGUCUGCCAUGUGGUGCACGACCAGAUCAAAGACUUCAAGGAACACAUCCCACUCAUCGCCAUCAUGUGUAACCCUGGUAUCAGACCCCGUCACUGGAAAGCCAUGUCUGAGAUUGUUGGCUUUGAUGUAACGCCCGACUCAGGGUCCACCCUACGAAAAGUGCUCAAGCUUAACCUGACACCUUAUCUGAAUGAGCUAGAAGGUAUCAGUGGAGGUGCCAGUAAGGAAUUCUCACUUGAGCGCGCGAUGCAGCGCAUGGUUGAUGACUGGGAGCAGAUCAUCUUCAACACCACCAAGUACCGUGAUACUGGUGUGUCCAUCUUGGCGGCGACAGACGAGAUCCAAACAACCCUGGACGACCAGAUCGUCAAGACACAGACCAUGCGUGGGUCCCCGUUUAUCAAGCCAUUCCAGGAAGAGAUCAAGGCAUGGGAGGAGCGCUUGCUGAAGAUGCAAGAGAUCAUCGAUGAGUGGCUCAAGGUCCAAGCUCAGUGGCUUUACCUCGAACCCAUCUUCAGCUCUGAGGACAUCAUGCAGCAGAUGCCUGAGGAAGGCCGCAAGUUUAAGACUGUUGACCGCAACUGGAAAGACAUCAUGGCCUUCGUCACCAAGGACCCUAAGGUUCUGCACGCCACUUCAAUGCCUAUGAUGUAUGAGCGGCUUAAGGACAGUAACGAUCUCCUGGAUCAGAUCAAUAAGGGCCUCAAUGCUUACCUAGAAAAGAAAAGGCUGUUUUUCUCAAGGUUCUUUUUCUUGUCCAAUGACGAAAUGCUUGAGAUCCUGUCGGAGACUAAAGAUCCCUACCGCGUUCAGCCCCAUCUCAAGAAGUGCUUUGAGGGUAUUGCCAAGCUGGAGUUCACUCCCUCGCUUGAUAUCACAGCCAUGUUCAGCAGUGAAGGAGAGAAAGUUCCCCUGUCUGACACGAUCUCGACAUCAGAGGCUCGAGGUGCAGUCGAGAAAUGGCUUCUGCAGGUGCAAGACCUAAUGAUCACAAGCAUCCGAGACAUCAUAGAGAAAUCAGUCCAGGCUUACGCGAACACAGACCGCAAAGACUGGGUGCUAAGUUGGCCUGGACAGAUUGUUAUCUGCGUGAGUCAGAUCUAUUGGACGCAGGAAGUCCAUGAGGCUAUUCGCGCAGGUCCUGGGGGACUGAAAGCCUAUCAUGAGACUUUAACCAAACAGCUUGAAGACAUUGUGAUUUUGGUUCGUGGGAAGCUGCCGAAGCAGAACCGUGUCACGCUCGGAGCGCUUGUCACUAUCGAUGUCCAUGCGAGGGAUGUCGUUCAUGAAAUCGCAGAAAUAGGGGUUUCCCAGGAAAAUGAUUUCAAGUGGUUGUGCCAGCUGCGUUACUACUGGGAGCAGGAUUGCAUGGUCCGCAUCAUCAAUGCCAGCGUCAAGUACGGAUGCGAGUAUCUAGGCAACUCAGGACGGCUUGUCAUCACCCCCCUGACAGAUCGAUGCUACCGUACGCUCAUGAGUGCUUUCCACCUCAAUCUGGGUGGUGCACCAGAAGGGCCAGCAGGAACAGGCAAGACAGAAACAACCAAGGACUUGGCAAAGGCGCUUGCUAUUCAAUGCGUUGUUUUUAACUGCUCGGAUGGCCUAGACUACCUUCAAAUGGGCAAGUUUUUCAAAGGUCUGGCUUCUUGCGGGGCAUGGGCGUGCUUUGACGAGUUUAAUCGUAUUGAGCUGGAAGUGCUUUCUGUCGUUGCUCAACAGAUCCUGUGCAUCCAACGAGCCAUCGCCGCGCAUCAAGACAGAUUCAUAUUUGAGGGAACUGAUCUAAACCUGAACCCGAACUGUUACGUGGCUAUAACAAUGAAUCCGGGCUACGCUGGUCGCUCCGAACUUCCUGAUAACCUAAAGGUGUUGUUCCGUACUGUAGCUAUGAUGGUUCCUGACUACGCCCUCAUUGGUGAAAUAAUGUUGUACUCGUACGGUUUCGUGGAUGCUCGUAACCUGUCUGUGAAGAUCGUUACAACCUAUACCCUUUGCUCAGAGCAGCUCUCGUCUCAGUUCCACUACGACUACGGCAUGCGUGCCGUGAAGGCUGUGCUUGCCGCCGCUGGAAACCUCAAACUCAAAUACCCAAACAACGACGAGAACGUCCUCCUCCUCCGAUCCAUCAUGGACGUGAACCUGCCCAAGUUCUUGUCUCACGACAUCCCCCUGUUUGAGGGGAUCAUCUCUGACCUGUUCCCAGGCAUCAAGCUGCCCAAAGCAGACUAUGACACUUUUUUGGAUACAGUACAGGAGGUCUGUGCCAAGAAAAACAUCCAGUUCGUGGACUUUUUCCGUGAAAAGAUCAUUCAAACAUAUGAGAUGAUGGUUGUCCGUCACGGGUUUAUGAUGGUGGGUGACCCAUUCUCGGGUAAGACGAGCGUGCUUAAGGUUCUAGCAGAAGCCAUGACGCUUCUCCAUGAGCGUGGCUAUGAGGACGAGACCAUCAACAAGGUGUGGUACCGGAUCAUUAACCCCAAGUCCAUCACAAUGGGACAGCUUUUUGGCCAGUUUGAUCCAGUUUCGCAUGAGUGGACAGAUGGUAUCGUAGCAAACACCUUCCGUGAGUACGCGGCAGACCAGACGGAAAUCCGCAAGUGGGUCAUCUUUGACGGUCCCAUCGAUACACUAUGGAUCGAAAGCAUGAAUACAGUACUAGACGAUAACAAAAAGUUGUGCUUGAUGAGCGGCGAGAUCAUCCAACUCUCUAACGUGAUGAGCCUGAUUUUCGAGUGCAGGGACCUAUCUCAAGCCUCGCCCGCCACCGUAAGCCGAUGUGGUAUGAUCUAUUUGGAGCCUUCCUCCUUGGGGUGGGACCCAGUUCUUCAAUCUUGGCUCGGUGAACUACCCGAAGUCCUCAAGGAGCAUGACAAGUUGAUUGACGCAUUAUUCAAGUGGGCGUUGCCUGCAUGCUUGACCUUCGUGCGCAAGAGCUGUAAGGAAGCAGUCCACUGUUCUGACAGCAAUCUGGCUCGUUCGCUGAUGAACCUGGUGGAGAUAAUGCUAAAGGAAGCAUCAGAAGAGGGCGCAGACAUCAAACAUCUCAAGAUUUGGGUGGUGUCCUCUUUCCUGUUCUCGGUUGUAUGGUCUGUCGGCGCGUGCGUAGAUACUGAAAGCCGUGCGAAGUUUGAUGUGUUCUUCAAGGAUUUGAUGGGAGGCAAGCUCGACGACCACCCCAUACCAACCUUGGUGGGCAAGAUUGAGUCCCCCAUCCCGCCUGAGGGAAUGGUUUAUGACUAUUUGUUUGAGCGCAAGAACCGAGGAAAUUGGCUACAGUGGACGAAGCUGAUCAAGUCUACAUCUCUCGGCGGCAAAGGCACGCGCAUUAACGACAUCAUCGUCCCGACCAUGGACACAGCGCGAUACUCUUACCUCAUGGACUUAAUGAUUCACAACAACAAGCCGCUACUGUUCGUAGGUCCCACGGGCACUGGCAAGUCCGCCUACGUUAAAGAUAAACUCAUGAAUGGUUUACCAAAGGACUUGUACCUGCCAGCGUUUGUUAACUUCUCUGCGCAGACCAGUGCCAACCAGACUCAGGAUAUUAUUAUGUCGAAGCUGGAUAAGAGAAGGAAGGGCGUGUUUGGUCCUCCCGUGGGCAAGAGGUUUGUCAUCUUUGUUGAUGAUGUCAACAUGCCUGCUCUUGAAAAGUAUGGUGCCCAGCCUCCCAUUGAGCUACUCCGCCAGUACCUUGACCACAGGAACUGGUACGACCGGAAGGACACUACCAAGAUAUCUCUGAUUGAUCUGCAGUUUAUAUGCGCGAUGGGACCCCCAGGGGGCGGGAGGAACCCUGUCUCCCCGCGCUUCUUACGUCACUUUAACGUGGUCUCUGUAGCGACAUUCAAUGAUGAGACCAUGCAGAGGAUCUUCUCCAGUAUUGUGCAGUUCUACUUUAGGAAUAACGAUUUCCCUACGGACGCUCUUUGCGCAGGAAACCAAGUCGUCUCGGCUACGAUGGAGAUUUACAAGGAGGCGAUGAUCAACCUGCUGCCCACGCCUGCCAAGUCACACUACACCUUCAACUUGCGUGACUUCUCUCGGGUCGUGCUCGGGGUACUGCUCAUUAAGAAGGAUGCGUUGGCGGACAAGAAAACAAUCACCAGGUUGUGGGUUCAUGAGGUGUAUCGUGUCUUCUACGAUCGUCUGGUGGACGAUAAAGACAGAGACUGGCUUCACACUCUACUGAAGAAAGUAACCAAAGAACACUUCAAAGACGAUUUCGAUGGCCUCUUUAAACACCUGUCAUCGAGUGGAAAAGUGGCCUCCGAAGAUGACAUGAGAAGUCUGAUGUUCUGCGAUUUUUUGAAUCCAGAUGCUAUGGCAGAGGACAGGCUGUAUCAGGAAGUAACUGAGAUCGACGAGCUGUACAAGAUAGUGGAAGCAUGCCUGGACGAGUAUAAUCAGACGCACAAGACAGGCAUGAACCUCGUAGUCUUCAGGUACGUCCUGGAACACUUGGUGCGUAUCAGCCGUGUUCUGAAGCAGCCUGGAGGCAACGCCCUUCUCGUGGGUGUAGGAGGUAGCGGGCGGCAAUCACUAUCCAGGCUUGCUGCUGACAUAGCCGGCUUUGCUGUCUUCCAGCCUGAGAUAUCUAAGAGUUAUGGAAUGACAGAGUGGCGAGAAGAUGUCAAGACGCUGCUGAAGAGUGCAGGCUGUCAGAUGAAACCCACCAUCUUCCUGCUGACCGACACGCAGAUCAAAGAGGAGUCUUUCCUGGAAGACGUGGACAGCUUGCUCAACACCGGGGAAGUGCCCAACUUGUUCCCUACAGACGAAAAGGCUGAGAUCAUUGAGGCCGUCCGGCCCCACGCCCAAGCUCAAGCUGAAGAUAAGAACGCUGAGUUUUCUCCGUUGGCGCUGUUCAACUUCUUUGUGAACUCUUGCAAAGAGAAGCUUCACAUCAUGUUGUGUAUGAGUCCUAUUGGCGACGCUUUCCGGAACAGGUUGAGGCAGUUCCCUGCUCUCAUUAACUGCUGUACCAUCGACUGGUUCCAGCCCUGGCCAGAAGAUGCCUUGGAAAUGGUGGCUAAUAAGUUUUUGGAGGAUGCGGUUCUGACAGACAAUGAGAGGAAAGAAAUCGUCACACUUUGCAAAUAUUUCCACACCAGCUCAAGGAAUCUAUCAGAAAAAUAUCUCGAAGUUCUUGGUCGACAUAAUUACGUCACACCAACCUCAUACCUUGAACUCAUCUCGUCGUUCAAGACAUUGCUAGGACGUAAACAAGAUGAGGUGUUGAGAAGUAAACGACGUUACGAAGUUGGUCUAGAAAAACUCGCGUUUGCUGCGUCCCAGGUGGCCAAGAUGCAGGUAGAGCUGGAGGAACUGCAACCUCAGCUCGUUGUGGCUGCUGCAGAAAACGACAAGAUGAUGAUCAUUAUCGAGAAAGAGUCCAAGGAAGUCGAAGCCACCAGUGAGCUGGUCCGUAAAGAUGAGGCGGCGGCCAAUAUUCAAGCAGCAGAAGCACAAGCACUGAAAGACGAGUGUGAAGCAGAUCUUGCCGAGGCGAUACCAGCCCUGGAAGCGGCCAUGUCGGCACUGAACACCCUGAAGCCUGCAGACAUCACGAUCGUGAAGUCAAUGGCUAAUCCUCCUGCCGGUGUUAAGCUCGUCAUGUCCGCCGUAUGUGUCAUGAAGGAUAUCAAGCCUGAAAAGGUGAACGAUCCAGGUGGCACGGGCAAGAAGAUACUGGACUUCUGGGGACCAUCCAAGAAACUGCUCGGAGACAUGACUUUCCUGACCAGCCUCAAGGAAUAUGACCGAGACAACAUCAGUCCCCAUAUCAUGGCUAAGAUCCGUAAAGAGUACAUCCCUAACCCUGACUUCGACCCAAGCAAAGUCAAGACCGCAUCGUCCGCGGCAGAGGGCUUGUGCAAAUGGGUGAUCGCCAUGGAAAUAUACGAUCGUGUGGCAAAGGUUGUUGCUCCGAAGAAGGAAAGUCUUGCUAAGGCAGAAGCGUCUCUUGCCGAGACCAUGUCUCUGCUGAACGCCAAGCGCAGGGAGUUGGCCGAGGUGGAGGCCAAGCUGGCUGCUCUCAAGUCACAGUUCCAGGAGAUGACAGAAAAAAAGGAGAACCUCGAGUUCCAGGUGGAUUUAUGCUCCAAAAAACUUGUUCGUGCCGAGAAGCUGAUUGGAGGUCUAGGCGGAGAGAAAGAUCGGUGGUCGCUAGCGGCUAAGACUCUACAAGACACGUUUGAUAACCUGACUGGAGACGUGCUGAUCUCGUCUGGAGUUAUUGCGUACCUCGGUGCCUUUACCGCUGGGUUCAGGAAGGAGUGUACCCACGAGUGGACCAAGAUUUGCCAAUCCAAAAACAUCCCAUGCUCAGACGACUUCCUGCUCAGCAAGACGCUCGGUGAAGCGAUCAAGAUCCGUGCGUGGAACAUCGCGGGGCUGCCCACGGACUCCUUUUCUAUUGAUAACGGUGUUAUAGUGGACUGUGCACGGCGCUGGCCACUGAUGAUCGAUCCGCAAGGCCAAGCCAACAAAUGGAUCAAGAACUCUGAAAAAGAAAAUCAACUUUCUGUUAUCAAGCUGACAGAUGGUGACUACAUAAGGACCCUGGAGAACAGCAUCCAGUUUGGUAACCCUGUGUUGCUAGAGAAUGUUGGAGAGGAGCUGGACCCAUCCUUGGAGCCUUUGCUCCUCAAGCAGACAUUCAAACAAGGUGGAGUCGUCUGCAUUCGUCUUGGUGAAUCAGUGAUCGAGUAUUCCAGCGACUUUCGGUUCUACAUCACGACCAAGCUCCGUAAUCCCCACUAUUUACCCGAACUCUCAACCAAGGUCACGCUACUCAACUUCAUGAUCACGCCCGAAGGACUGCAAGACCAGCUACUUGGAAUCGUGGUCGCUAAAGAGAGACCUGAUCUUGAAGAAGAGCGCCAAGCUCUGAUCUUACAGAGCGCAGCAAACAAGAAGCAGCUAAAGGAGAUCGAAGAUAAGAUCCUGGAGACUCUGAGCUCGUCGGAGGGGAACAUUCUAGAGGAUGAGACAGCUAUCCAAAUCCUUGACUCAUCGAAGGUCUUGUCAGACGAAAUUUCCAAGAAGCAAAAAAUUGCGGACGAGACCGAGGCAAAGAUCAACGAGUCCAGGCGAGGUUACAACCCCAUUGCUGCGCACGCAUCAGUGCUGUUCUUCUCCAUCACCGAUCUGCCCAACAUCGACCCCAUGUACCAGUAUUCCCUCACUUGGUUCGUCAACCUCUUCCUCAACUCCAUUCACGACAGUAACAAGUCCAAGAUUCUGGAGCGCCGUCUGCGCUACCUGAGUGACCACUUUACGUAUAACCUGUACUGCAACGUGUGUCGUUCAUUGUUUGAGAAGGACAAGUUACUCUUUUCGUUCGUGCUCUGUGCGAACAUUCUCAAGUCCAAGUCUGAGCUGGACAUGACAGAGUUUAUGUUCUUCCUGACCGGUGGUAUUGGCCUCGAAAAUAAGUUGGAAAACCCCGAUCCGUCAUGGCUUUCUGAUCGUUCCUGGGAUGAGAUCUGCCGCAUGUGCGAUCUGUCCGGCUUCAAGGACUUCAGGAAAAGCUUCUCUAAUACCACGCAUGAGUGGCGGAAGAUCUACGAUAGCAAAGAGCCACAUCGCGCUCCCCUGCCGUCACCCUGGUCUGAACAACUGACGGACUUUCAAAAGAUGAUUGUCAUUAGGUGUCUUAGACCAGACAAGGUGGUGCCGCUUGUGACAAAUUUCGUUGAGGACAAACUUGGCAAGAAGUUUAUUCAGCCGCCGCCAUUUGACCUGGCCAAGAGUUACGUGGACAGUAAUGCGUGUGCGCCUCUGCUCUUCAUACUCUCCCCGGGCGCAGAUCCCAUGGCAGGUCUGAUGAAGUUUGCUGAUGAUAAAGGAUUUAGCGGAGACAAGUUCAAUGCAAUAUCGCUAGGUCAAGGCCAGGGCCCUGUGGCAGCUAGACUUAUUCAGGAGGCUGUUCAGAAUGGUUCGUGGGUCGUACUUCAGAAUUGCCAUCUGGCUGUGUCGUGGAUGACAGCGCUCGAGAAGAUCUGUGAAGACCUGAACCCAGAGACCACACACACGGACUUCCGACUCUGGCUCACCAGCUACCCAUCAAAUAAGUUCCCUGUGACUGUGCUUCAAAACGGCGUGAAGAUGACGAACGAGCCGCCGACAGGACUUCGACAGAACUUGCUGCAGUCAUACAUCACUGAUCCUAUCUCCGACCCAGAGUUCUUCAAUGGCUGCGGCGAGAAAGCCCCGGUCUGGGAGAAGCUCCUGUUUGGCCUGUGCUUCUUCCACGCCCUCGUACAAGAGCGCCGCAAGUUUGGUCCACUUGGGUGGAACAUCCCUUACGGCUUCAACGAGUCUGACCUGAGAAUCAGUGUCAGGCAGCUUCAGAUGUUCAUCAACGAGUACGAGGAGACUCCCUAUGAUGCUGUAACGUACCUGACUGGCGCGUGUAACUAUGGUGGGAGGGUCACGGAUGAUAACGACAGACGGUGUUUGAUGAGCAUCCUAGCGGAUUUCUUCAACCCCGACAUCGUGCAUGACUCCAAGUACAAGUUCUCGCUGAGCGGUAACUAUUACGCGCCGCCUAAGUCCACAUAUGACGAGUACGUCGAGUUCAUCCAGGAACUACCUCAGUCCCAGUCCCCCGAAGUGUUUGGUAUGCACGAUAAUGUAGAUAUCUCCAAGGAACUGCAAGAAACACGAGAGCUGUUUGACUCAGUGCUCCUCACACAAGCUCAAGGCGCCGGUGGCGGUGGCGGGAAAAAAAGCGAAGACACACUUCUCGAGAUCGCCACGGACAUCUUAUCCAAGCUGCCGAAAAACUUCGACUUGGAGGCAGCGCUGGCAAAAUAUCCUGUGACGUACGAGGAGAGCAUGAAUACUGUACUGGUACAAGAGAUGGAGCGAUUCAACAAGUUGAUGGACAUAAUCAGAUCCAGUCUGCAAAAUCUACAGAAAGCCAUCAAGGGCUUGGUGGUAAUGAACGGCGAGCUAGAGGCACUGGCAGGAAGCCUGCUUGUCGGCAAGUCCCCCGAGAUGUGGAUGAAGCGGUCCUACCCUAGUCUCAAACCUCUGGGCAGCUAUAUCACCGACUUUCUGGCCAGGCUGAAAUUCCUUCAGGAUUGGUAUGAUAAGGGAAAGCCUGUGGUUUUUUGGGUCUCGGGAUUCUACUUUACUCAGGCCUUCUUGACGGGUGCAAAGCAGAACUACGCGCGUAAAUACACCAUACCAAUCGACCUGCUAGGAUUCGAGUUUGAUGUCCUCAGCAAGGAUACCGCUGACAGCCCACCUGAUGACGGCGUCUACAUCCAUGGACUGUUCCUUGAAGGUGCCCGAUGGGACCGCAAGAGGGGUGUUAUUGGUGAAUCUUUACCCAAAAUUCUCCAUGACGUGAUGCCUGUUAUUCAUGUGAAACCAGGGAAAAUGUCCGAAUUCAAGAUCGAAUCAUCAUACAAGUGCCCCGUGUACAAGACAAGCGAGAGGAGGGGGACACUCUCCACCACGGGCCACUCUACAAACUACGUGAUGCCCAUCCAGAUUCCCACAGACAAACCCGAAAACCACUGGGUCAAGCGCGGCGUCGCCAUGCUUUGCCAGUUAGAUGAUUAGGCUUCCUAAUAUGGUAGCGCAAUGGACCUAUAUCAUAUCCACAUAAGUUCUCCUAAAUUAUUUUUUCAAAGACGUUGUUUUUGUAUUUUAUUCAUCCGUUUUAUCUUGGCACUAUAGAAUUCUACAAUUUACAAACAGAAGCAAAAGAAGUGUAUAUAGGGUUUUUACUUAAAAGUGUUUAUAUAUAGGUUUACUGAAAUACGUUAAUAAUAAUUUCAAACGUGUACUUUCAAAUGUGUGAAUAUGGAUAAUAAAUACUCGAUCGUUUA